This is a messenger RNA of Prorocentrum cordatum, 947 nucleotides long. Lineage: Eukaryota; Dinophyceae; Prorocentrales; Prorocentraceae. The record is from the annotation of a GenBank genome assembly.
GAGUUCCGACGAGGCGCCAUGUGAGUCCCCACUGGGCUCGCACGCGGCCUCCAUCGGCAAGGAUGGCCUCAGCAGCUGGUCCAAGGUGAGUGUUGCCAGCGGUAGGAAGACGAGGAAGAGUUCACGGACAGCCGACGCCGACACCACCACCAAAGGCGCCCUGCCUACGAUCCCCGAGCAGGACGGGCUGGGCGAGGACGUCGGCGACGACCUCGACUCCAUCUCCCCCACGGUCCCGAUCGACACCGGUCUGCAGGGGCCGCCGGUAGAGCCCCAGGCCAUUACCCAGGCUGGAGCGGGCGCCAUGGCGAUAUCAACCCACAGUCAGCGCAGGGCGGCACAUGCGCGGGGCUGCGCCGACCGGAGGGCGCGCAGCACCGAGCUCGCAGCGAUGCCGUACCGCCUCGGCAGUACGUCUGCAACCGUGGCCUGGACCUGUCCUGUGCCAGGCUGCCAGCAGGUGAUCGACGGCAAGAGGAGUGAGGUCUCGAGCCAGUGGACGGCCACGGCCAGCAGAAAGGAAAGGACUUGCCACAGCGGGAAGCAGCGGGAGGUGUUCAGCUGGAAGAGGGAACAGGCCACGGAAAUCAAGCCGGCCACGGAGCAGGCGACCCGCGAGAAGCUCCAGCUCCCUGAGGGCGUGCCCACGCCCAGCGAGCUCAUGGUGAAGAAGUGCCCUUCGUGUGACGCCUGGUACCUCAACUUCCUCAACAGAACGCAGAGGGAGGUCGGCGUGAGGGAGCACAGGACCACGGUGCAUGCCAAGGAGGCUGAGGCACAGAAGGAACGCACGCGCGCCACGCACAAGGCGCAGAAGUUUGAGGAUGAGAGGGCCGCCAAAGCUGGAGAGGAGCCGAGGUGGCUUGCGGGAGAGAAUGCGAGCAAGAGGAACCUGAAGAGGUACCACGACGUCGCCGAGCACGACUCCGCCGUCAUGGACCGCAUAA